AUGAAAGACAUAAAUUCACAAUCGACUCUAACUGAAUAAUCAAAUGACAUUCUAUCAGAACAAUAAAUGGUGGAACCAUCUAUGCUGAUCAAGUACAAUGAUAAUAUGACAAUUGAUAUUGAUGAUUAAGGAUCAGUGUCGAGAAAAAUGAACAUGAAGAAUAAAAAAAAAAAACGAUAAGGAAGAAAAUCAAGAGACUUUACGAUAUAGGAAGAUUAAAAACUUCUGGGUCUCGUUUUAAUGUUUGGACCAAAGUUUAAAACAAUUUAACGAAAGAUGUCUGGAAGGCCAUUAAAUAUUCUGAAGAAUAGAUACUAUCGAGAUUUAAGAUAUAGAUGGGAUGAGAUAUUGGGAAUUGAAUAUGCCUAUUUGAAUGAAAAAAAGGUUGAUCUGAGUCUGGAUGAAAUUUGGAAGGCUUCUCCGCUUGAUCCAGAUUUAUCAAAAAUUAUGAUGAAUAUGAUAACACAAUUUUAAAAUGUGAUAACUAAAUGCUUGAUUUGAGAGAGUCUUGUGACUCGAUGAUUAAAUUUAUUCAUAUAUUAAGAGUUAAAUAUCUAUUUUUGCGU
Molecule: messenger RNA, 566 nt
Organism: Paramecium tetraurelia
Lineage: Eukaryota; Ciliophora; Oligohymenophorea; Peniculida; Parameciidae
Exons: 2
Source: RefSeq, a predicted model, not a curated record